AUACAGAAAGCCAUUCAUGCAGCUUGCAAUAUUACAUGGAAUUUAUUUCCAUCUUUGAAUAUCACUUGUCUUGUCAAGGAAAUUAUUAAUUAACGGCAUUGAUGCUCAAAAAUUUUCUCCUGCAUCAGGACAACUUUUUAUCAGCCAACAAAGAAAUGCUAGCAUUCAAACUACAUGAGAAAUAUUGUGUGCAAUGCAAGAAUAAUUCUGUAAUUUUGGCCUUUGCUGAAUAUUAUGAACGAUGCAGCGAAUACUGAAGGUUUCAAAAAUGUGUGCAACUGAAACUCAUUAGUAACGUGUCAGGAAGAGCACACCACUGACUUAUUUAAUUCGUAAAAUUUAUUAUUAUGUACAGUUUGCUUCAAGUUGAAUUUAUGCGGCAGAAACUCAGUGAAGUGCAAGUGAUGAAAGACGAAGCCAGGAUUGAUAAAAAAAGAAAAUAAUUAAUUAAAAGCUAUCCAACACAGGCGAAAAUACAUUUAUCCAAGACCGCGGCUGCGUAACGAAGCGAGUGCACCAGAUCACCGAGAUUCGUCUGCAGGCAGACUGAGUUUCCCCGCAUAACUUCUCGAAGAGACACCAUGUGAGGCCAAGAACCUCAGCCCGAAGGCAUGCCGACAGCUUCUCUAUGUGUCACAACGCCGGAGCUGAUAUCCGAGUGACGCUCUUCGGCCCAGAUGAGGGUGGCAAGAAGGCAGAGCGGCUCUGCUGUUUGUGGCAAGGUGUCAGCCACGCGCCCAAAAUGUCACACAUUCUGCUGGUGGCACUGGUAGCGUCCAUAUGGACCGUCUCGGUGGUGGGUGAAGUCAGGAGUCCUAGAGUUGUUGACACCCGCCAAGGCAAACUACGCGGCAUCAUCAAAUCCUUGUCCAACAAGAACUUGAGACCCGUGGAGGUAUUCCUAGGAGUACCAUAUGCUUCUCCCCCAACCGGAUCCAACAGGUUCUCGCCCACCAGAGCCCCAGGCCCUUGGGAAGGUGAACGAGAAGCCCGACAAUACGGACCAGUGUGUCCACAGCUACUUCCUGAUGUUGACUCGCCGGUGUUCCCGAACAACAGGCUGCUGUCAGCCCAAAAAUUAGUGAAUUACUUGUCGAACCAAGCGGAAGAUUGUCUCUAUUUGAAUAUCCAUGUUCCAUCGCAAGUCGUCGACACCGUGGGCCACAAGGCGUUCCCGGUGCUGGUUUACAUUCACGGUGACAGCUUCGAGUGGGGGGCGGCCGACCCCUACGACGGCUCGGUGCUGGCGGCCUAUGGGGAAGUCAUCGUCGUGACCCUCAAUUACAGACUGGGUCCUUUAGGAUUUCUGAACACGAACGCUGACACGAGCACAAGAGGUCACGUGAUGAACCACGGCCUCAUGGACCAGAUUGCAGCCCUGCACUGGGUCCAGGAAAACAUCGGGGCGUUCGGAGGGGACCCAGGUAGCGUGACUCUCAUGGGCCAUGGCACCGGGGCCGCCUGCGUGCAUUUCCUGAUGGCUUCAGCAGCUGUGGUCCCAGGCCUGUUCCACAGAGCUAUCCUCAUGUCAGGAUCUGCGCUGAGCUCCUGGGCAUCGGUAGGAUCUCCGACAUACUAUGCGAUCCAGUACGGCCGCGCGCUGAACUGCUCUUCAUUCUUAUCGCUUGGAUCCUCGGACCCACCGUCGAACGACCAAUUUGACCGAAUGGUGAACUGCCUCAAAGACAAAUCAUUAGACGAGUUACAGAGUGUAAAGCUCGCUGCUCCACGAUUUUUGUACUCUUUUGGUCCUAGCGUGGAUGGAAUAGUAAUUAAACCUGAUUUCAGACGACCAGCUCGAUCAAGAUCCGACGAACCAAGCAAAGAAUACGACAUUCUGUUCGGAGUGGUCCCGAACGAAGCCUUCGACGACUUUUCCGAGAAUGAACUCGUUCGAGGUUUUGAUAUUCAUAGAAGAGAUCGCAUUUUCAGAACACUGGUGCGUAACACUUUUGACUAUCACCUCAACGAAGUUUUCAUCUCUGCGGUGAACGAAUACACGGAUUGGGAGCAUCCUGAUGCGCCACCGAAAGCCGUUCGCGACGCCACGUUGGCAGCGCUUGGCGACGCUCGAUAUGUUUCGCCACUUUUACAGUCCGUUGCUGCCCUGAGUGCCGCUCACCGUCAACAUUUCUUUUACGUCUUCGACCAUCAGCCGCUCUCAACUAAAUUGCCAAGCGGACUGACAGGCACUAUACAUGGAGAAGAACUCGCAUAUCUCUUUGGGGCACCACUGGUUGGUGAGCUCGGGGUUUUCAGCAACACGAAUUGGAAUCAACAGGACAUGUUGGUGUCUGAAGCUAUGAUCACAUACUUCACUAACUUCGUCAAAACUGGGGACCCAAACUUCCUCACCGGCCAGGAGCUGAGAGUGAACACUCGAAUGACAUCCAAGUUACGUACCGAGAAGUGGCAUCCAUUUGACAUGGAUUACCAACGAUAUUUCAGCAUCGGACCCGUCGUAACGGCCAAAGAUCAUUACAGAGCGCAUCCCCUUGCCCUGUGGACAUGGCUAGUUCCACAACUUCAAACUGUAGGCCGGCUCGAGUUUUUGACGCUGAGAGCACCGAACGUUUUGGAUCGGCAACGAGAUGACGAAUUUGACCCAGAGAAACGGUUGCAGGAGUUGUCAGUGUUACACCACCUGUUUCCCACUCAUGAUGACCCGGCUCUGUACAUCGGAGGAGUGAGACCGCUCCGACAUAUGGCUGGUCACUAUAUAGCACCGCCUUCAACCACGGCUGAGAUUCCAUCUACCAGCUUACCACAACCCCCUCCACCUCCAAUUCAACCCCUUUCAACUGACGUUCAUGCAAACGCAAGUGCAAUGGCUGAGGCAACAAUGCCUCUAGAUGCCGUUGACUACGUGGCGUACAGCACUGCCUUGUCGGUUACUGUCGCUAUUGGCGUUUCUUUACUCAUCCUCAAUAUCCUGAUAUUUGCAGGCGUUUAUUACCAACGUGAUCGAUCACGCAUGGCAGAUAAAAAUGAGCAGCAGACACGACUUAGCAGUGCCAGCAGCAGUGACCAUCAAAUGACAGGACUUAGUGGAGCUACGGGGUCAGUACUCGGGUCAACUUCAGCUUUAGAUGUCAUUGCAAAAACUCCACAGUCAGCAAUAUCUUCUUGCAAUAUCAUUGACGCAACUCCAUUCACCCAGACGCAAGUUUUCACUCACAUCUCGGAGUGUCCGCCGGCUUUCGCCGACACUUUAGUCACGUUCAGCGGCGACGCUCAAACAGCCUUACCUAAUCUGCCGCCGUCAACUUUACCCAACGGAGAUCUGAGUAUCAGUAGCAUGCCUAGACCUCCCCCUCCUCCGCGGUUGAUGCAAGACGAGCAAACUUUAUUGCCUUCAAACAUCCCAAGGCCUCCUAGGGGAAAAAUUCCCAACUGUGACGAGCUUAGAGUUUGAUGGCGUCGCCCUCUGGUCACCGUCCUACCAUCGUCAUCGUCGUCCGUGAGCAACGAGUCGCCGAGCGUCGUACCCUUGACGACUCUGUCGCCCAGAACCUCGACCCCUCCGCGAGUAGUGGACUAUUAUGGCAACGGUCUUAGCGAUGGCGUAAGUUUGACCACGUCCUUCAGGUCUGACGAAAUCUCUUCGACAUGGCCGAGGAAAAUGAAGGUCAUUGAUAAUGGUCCAGAGGGCGCAUCAAACAUACAGGAAAAUACGCCUGAUAAUACACAUAAUAUAUCAAAGUAUCCUGAUAAUGUAGAUAUAGCCGCGGAAAAUUGGAGUAGAAAUUUUCAGUCUCAAGUCGUUCAUCCCAGGCUCUUUCAUAGUCCCCCUGAUAGAAUUUCAACCAUGCCUAAAAUAUUUAGGCAACAUAGCUUAGAUAAAGAGUACACACAAAAUACUCUGCACAACAAUCAGCAGCUGAAAAACUCGCCUCUCAUUUCUCUCUCUAGAAUCUCUUCGCAAAACAUAAUUCAAGAAGGAGUCGUCUUACAUCAGUCACUCCUCGCUAUGAACAUGCCUUGCACCACCAGUUCAUCUCAUGUUAAUUUAAACGCGACGUCUGACGCUAGUAAAG
Hyalella azteca is the source of this 4037-nucleotide messenger RNA. RefSeq names its product neuroligin-4, Y-linked-like. NCBI's taxonomy places the organism in Eukaryota, Metazoa, Arthropoda, Malacostraca, Amphipoda, Hyalellidae. The record is from RefSeq and is a predicted model, not a curated record. Bases 629 to 3415 code for a protein of 928 amino acids. Gene Ontology annotation, molecular function: signaling receptor activity; neurexin family protein binding. Gene Ontology annotation, biological process: modulation of chemical synaptic transmission; neuron cell-cell adhesion; postsynaptic membrane assembly. The transcript has 8 exons. Gene Ontology annotation, cellular component: synapse; cell surface; postsynaptic membrane.